This is a messenger RNA of Penicillium cosmopolitanum, 1497 nucleotides long. RefSeq lists its product as uncharacterized. Bases 1 to 1497 code for a protein of 498 amino acids. The record is from RefSeq and is a predicted model, not a curated record. The transcript has a single exon. Lineage: Eukaryota; Fungi; Ascomycota; Eurotiomycetes; Eurotiales; Aspergillaceae.
AUGUGGCAGACGCAUGGGGAGGACAAUAUGGGGGCGCUUGCGAUCUUACAUGAGGCUAAUCAUGAAUGGACCAACGUUAUCCGUCUUCGAGAAAUCACAAGAGACAUUUAUGGGGAGUAUGUCAACGCAAAACGUCACCGCGCGAACGGUCACCGCGUUCCUCCAGUCGACCAACGCGUUGACCUCGAAUACGAUGAUUAUGACGCUGAUCCUCCGUACGAUACCUUUCAGCAGAUAUUGAGAGCCGGCUGCCGUGAAUGCUUACACUUUCUCUAUCGAAAAAAUUUAAUUGGCUUACACGGGUUUGAUAAUGAGGGAAUGAGCUACGUCUGGCUCGCUACAAGAGAGUGCUGGGGAAACAACCCUGAUCUACUACUUUAUAUUGUACAACGUCUGCCCUGGGACCAUCUAGUGGGCAGUUCAGCGGUCUUUGUUAGAGAUCCUGACCACACGCCCCGGAUACCCGGUAUUCUUGCAGUCGUAGCAAAGUAUGAGAGAGCAGCUCGAGAAUGGGAGAGGCGGGUAAGAGCCAUUUUGAGGCAGCCGUUGGAGAUACCGUCGGACUGGAAAAGCUUAUGGGAGGCAGCAGAAUCCUGCGAUGUAGCAGUCUGGGCCGAUAAGGCCUUCUGCGACAGACUCCUGAAUCUAGGAAUUAAUGCCUAUAAAGCCUACGUCCAGAAUCCCACUACUGGUUUCGUUCGCAACAUGUGGACCCAUUUGAUUGAAAGGAAAUUCAGUGUCGGCGCACAUUCGAUUGUGUUCUAUCUCUUUACGAAUAGAAUACAUAUUCAUAUGAAAAUAUCACGUUUAACGAAUUAUGAAUGUCUUCCCGACAUUGACAGAAUCCUUGCUCCACCCUGGUAUCAUGCCAUAGCUCGGGGCAACGCCUAUAUUGCCCAUUAUUUUAGCGCGCGCGUGGAACCGGCUGCGAAUGCAGUGCAACAGUGCACCGUAUUUGAUGAUAAUGAUGAAUCUUAUAUAGUUUCCAUCGGUCAUGCGGCCGCAUAUCAGCUCAAUUUGCAUGGAUUGCAGAUGCUACGACGGUGGGUGCAAGCAGCAUGUAAUUACAUAACACUUCAUGAAGAUGAUCACGAUAUGCCUUGUUGGAUUCUUUUGGCGAUCUGCACUGCUGCGCAAGAGGGCCGCCGGAAAAGGUUGGCUGAGGCCGCGGAACGGAUAACUCUGACGCCGCAAUUGAAACGUCAGAUCCAGAAAGAAAGAGCUCAGGGUAUUAAAGAUAUGAUGGAGUUUGCCCGCCGGAUGAUUCGAUGUGUGUUGGAUGAGAGCAUUCGGAUUAUUGAUACUACAGCUGACGACCGGCCUCACCGGACUUUGUUCGAUACCGCUGCAUAUCAGGCAUGGCUUGUGGAUUUCCAUAGAGACCACGAGAGAGAUUUGGGAGGCAUUAAAGCAGUUGUUCCGCAACUUUAUUUACGGGAACCUCGCAAAGCCACUCGCAAUGCUCCUCCCCUGGACCUGAUGGAUACAUCAUGGUAG